Messenger RNA from Coffea eugenioides, 1764 nucleotides. RefSeq names its product probable fructokinase-7. Gene Ontology annotation, molecular function: fructokinase activity. The transcript has 7 exons. Lineage: Eukaryota; Viridiplantae; Streptophyta; Magnoliopsida; Gentianales; Rubiaceae. The record is from RefSeq and is a predicted model, not a curated record. Bases 307 to 1350 code for a protein of 347 amino acids. Gene Ontology annotation, cellular component: cytosol. Gene Ontology annotation, biological process: fructose metabolic process.
AUUCGUGCGUAGAAAAACCCGCCGCCCUGCAAGUUACGAAUAGUAAGUGUAGAACAAAUUGGAAUUCCCUUCUUGUCAACUUCCAGGAACGAAACCCUGUCGCAAGAUUUCUUUCCCCGUUUUCCCAUUUCCCUAAUUCAAUAAUUUCCUUUCUUUUUUAACCGACCAAGGCGAUAUUAUUCCCUUUCUUCAUUUCUUUUUCUUCUUUCUACUCAACACUGAACGCGAAAUCUUGCUGAAUAUUCCCAAGUUCUUUAAUUUUCCAUCAAUACUGCCUCCAAGGUUCUCUGUUAUUUCGAUCAAAACAUGGCUGAUAAGCCCAUUUCAGAUAAUUUGGAAAGGCUUUCCUUGAAUUCGAAUGGGGAUUCUGUAGUGAAGAGCCCUUUUGUUUUGUGCUUUGGGGAAUUGUUGAUUGACUUUGUCCCGACAAUUAAUGGAGUUUCAUUAGCUGAAGCUCCUGCCUUCAAAAAGGCUCCAGGUGGUGCUCCUGCUAAUGUUGCUGUAUGUGUGGCACGACUUGGAGGAUCUUCAGCUUUUAUUGGAAAGGUAGGAGAGGAUGAGUUUGGACAUAUGUUGGCUGAUGUACUGAAAGAAAACAAAGUUGAUAUUUCUGGUAUGAGGUUUGAUUCCUCAGCAAGAACUGCGUUGGCAUUUGUUACACUCAGAGCUGAUGGUGAGCGUGAAUUUAUGUUUUUCCGCAAUCCGAGUGCUGAUAUGCUUCUUCGGGAGUCAGAACUUGAUAUUGACUUAAUUAAAAAGGCAGCCAUCUUCCACUAUGGUUCAAUUAGUUUGAUUGAAGAGCCAUGCAAGUCCUCACAUCUAGCUGCAAUGGCCAUUGCAAAAAAGUCUGGGAGCUUACUGUCUUAUGACCCAAAUUUGAGAUUGGCUUUGUGGCCUUCAGCUAAUGCUGCUUGGGAGGGUAUAAUGAGUAUAUGGGACCAAGCAGAUAUUAUCAAGAUAAGUGAGGAUGAAAUCACAUUUCUGACUGGAGGUGAUGAUCCUUACAAUGAUGAUGUGGUAUUAAAUAAACUUUUUCAUCCAAAUUUGCGACUUCUACUGGUAUCUGAAGGCUCACAGGGCUGCAGAUAUUACACAAAGCAAUUUAAGGGAAGAGUUCCUGGUUUGAAAGUCAAACCUGUUGACACCACGGGUGCUGGUGACGCAUUUGUUGGUGGAUUAUUGAGCAGAUUGGCUUCUGACCUAAAUCUUUAUCAGGAUGAGAAUCGGUUGAGGGAGGCUCUAUAUUUUGCCAACGCCUGUGGUGCACUAACCGUAACAAAGAAUGGAGCUAUCCCUGCCCUUCCAACAAUUGAUGAAGUCGAACGACUUGUAAGCGAGGUCGCUGCUUGAGUAGAAUGUUAUACAAUUAGUCACUCUUAUCCUGUUUCUCCUGCGUGGUUUGACUUGUUUAAUGUAACUUGGUUCCGCUGCUGCGGCAAGCAUGAGUUCCUCUUGACCUGCACUUGAUAAAUAGCGGUCUGCGAUUCAGCCGUCGUAGAAGGGUAGCUGCAGAAGUUCCACCAUUUUCCCUAUUUUCGUGGAGCAGGGAGGGUCUUCGGUAAAUGCUGUUUCUCCAUCUUCCCGAGGAAGGAGGUAAAAAAUCCUCUUCUUGCCUGCUGGUAGGUAAGAGACACAAGCUGAUCCCGUCCUAGGGAAAUUGGAAGUUCAUUCAACAUGAAUGGAUGGUGUAAUCAACUGUAACUGUGGGACGGCAUAUCUACCAGUUCAUGCAUGCACUAUAGUCAAUUCUGAUAAAUUCCAGCA